UCCAUCCAUCGGUCCAUCCAGAGAACACAUAGACAGCAUCCCACCAUCAAAUCCUUUUGUUUCUUAUUACAAUUGAAUCAAACAAAACUGAAUCCAUGGCGAGCGGCACGCAAGAAACUAAAUUCGAAUACUGGUACAACUGGCAGGAGAGAGAAAAAAUAUGUAUCCUCAGCAUCCUCGACCUCUCAGGAAGGAAGAGCUGAAGGUGCAAGCCAAGGGCCGCGAGAGGAGCCUCACCGUGAGCGGCCAGCGCGUGCGCGUCGACGGCGACAAGCGCGUCGUCCGCUUCCGCUUCCGCUUCCUGCUGUCCGAUAUCUGCGACCUUCGGGAAGGCAGCGUCACCGCCAUCUUCAACAAGGAGAAGGGCGUGCUCGCCAUUGCCGUGCCCAAGCGCCCCCCGCCGGCCAUCAUAUUACAUAAGGAAGAUAUAGAGGGCACCAUAAAGGCCACCGAAGUAGUAUCAGAGGAAGAACAGGCAGUUAUAGAGGGCACCAUAAAGGCCACCGAAGUAUCAGAGGUAGAGCUGGCAGAGGGCACCAAGGCCACCGAAGUUUCAGAGGAACAGCCGGUAGGUCCCGAAGCCGACUCCGCUGAACAAGAAGCAGCAACUGACAAGAAGCAGCAACCGGAGGAGGACGACGCCGGCGAGCAAAACGCCGAUCGGCCACCUGCGAGUCCGAAAGGGGCCACUCCCGAAGCCGAUUCCGCUGCACCAGCAAGCGACGACGACAAGGAGCCGGCCGACGCCGAGAGGAAGAAGUCUGUUCAUCGGGAGAGGCUGCUGGCCGAGGAGACGGCGAAGAGGCGCGCCGAGCAACACACGGUUAAGGGGCGGCGCAUCGAGAAAGAGAUGGCCACCGAGGCUACGGCCGCGCCAGAGGAAGCGAAGGAGUGCCAGAAGACGGCGGCGGCGGCCCGCCGUGGCUUUAAGGAGCGCGUGGCAGAGGAGCUGCAAGGUCUGGCCGGCUCCGAGUGGGCCGAGGGCCCGGUGGACACGGUGAACAAGAACAAGGAGGUGAUCGCUGUGGCCGUCGCAGCUUUCUCCCUCGGCCUCUUCGUCUGUAGGCUCUCCUCCAAGCACUAACCAACCAUGAGCAUGCAUCUCUAUCUAUAUAUAUAUAUAGCUACUCUUUCGUUAUCAGUAUACCAUUGUGCAUAUAUCUAAAAACUAAUUUAUCACUUUGAGUA
Messenger RNA from Panicum virgatum (switchgrass), 1188 nucleotides. RefSeq names its product neurofilament heavy polypeptide-like. The transcript is spliced from 2 exons. Bases 161 to 1084 code for a protein of 307 amino acids. The record is from RefSeq and is a predicted model, not a curated record. Lineage: Eukaryota; Viridiplantae; Streptophyta; Magnoliopsida; Poales; Poaceae.